AUGGCGGCUGUGGCGCAAAGUCGGAUUCAAGAUGACGUGCAUCCACUCCUUCGACACCCCCGACCGAUAAAGAGAGAUCCAGCUAAAGCGCAACGCAUGCUAGGGCUGAUUGCCGACUCUGAAGAAAACUUCAAGGAAUUGCAGCGCGAGAAAUCUGUAACGACAAGAUGGCUAGAAAGGCCAAUGUACGAACAUCUGGAGAAGUCCAAUGUCGAGUCAGAAAGAAAGGAGGUUGGCAAAGUGCACGAGUACGAAAAGGAGUCUUCGCCUGUACAAGAAGCGAGUAAAGAAGAGGUUGCAGUAAAAGAACAAGAAGAGGAGAAUGAUGCAGACCUACUCGACCGCUGGACAAACCCAAACCGACCGACAUCAGUUAGAGCGGAAGCCCUCCAGGGCUUGGUCGAACCAAAGACGUUGCUCGACACCUCCUUCGCCAAGAAACGACCGCAACCGCUCAAUUGCCCACGGCCUAUUUCCUACAAUGCACAGCAUCUCUUGUCGCCAGAAUGGACAGCAUCACCGUCUACCAUGAGCCCAAACACGCCCGCUCAAUCAACCUUGUCACACCCUGACCACAUUCCGGCAUCGAGCAUCGCUUCAUCGCCCAGUAGCGUAUAUUCUGAUAGGAUCGUGCACCAACAGCCGACAUGGGCUGCCCCUACUAAUCAGAUUCCCACACGCAUGCGAGCAGAACGCCCUGUAUCAUUUCAACCUCAGAGUUCUCAGCCGCUUGGUAGUCCCCAAGCAGCGCAACGCCCACGUCCGACGUCUUUCGCGACGUAUCACCAGAAAAAUCGCUCCAACACCAAGAUAGCAUCCUCGCGAGGACUACGAAAUAAUAGCUUUCCCAACUUGUCAACGGCUCAGGCGAUUGGUUCAGCGAAAGCAGUGCCCGGGGAACAAAUGGAGAAUGAUGUGGUAUACAAUCGAUUUGCGGAUGACGAGGUUGGACCACCCACACCAUCAUCACCCUUUCCAACAUCUCCAAUGCAUACUGCAGUAACGUUUACUGAGCAGGAGGAAGAAGUGAAGGUGGAAAAGAAGCAAAAGAAUAGGUGGUCGGCCAUACCACAAACAUUCAAGAAACUCGCAGCAAGGCGAAGAUCGUCUGCAGCAAUGCAAGAAAGACCAACAUUCGAGGUCAAAGUCGACAACCCACACAAGAUGAAUCUGACCGAAGAAAAUCUGGCCUGGUACGAACAGGAAGUCAACCACAUCCCCAGUACUCCAAGGAGCCGUCUCUCAGCAGUUGACCUUGUCCCCACCCCAGCAUACUCUCCUACAAACAUGAGCCAGCCAUCGUCCGCACCACAAACAAUCAGCAGCUCAAAACAAAUGGCUCCUUUGCCCCUCCCCUUCGCACCCUGGGCCGCCGGCGCACCGCCCAGCCCAGCUGCAACCGCAGACCGACGUCGGAGCUCUGGCCAAUCUUCCCUCUCCCCAAACCGAAACUCCAUGCUGCACCACCACCCAUCAGCCGAGGUCGUACCACAAGCACUCCGCCCCGCCUCCUCGUACUCGCACCGCAGCAGCCUUGUACUCCCCUCCCCACCCUGCUCAGCCACACAUCCCUACCAUCAACACCAGCCCCAACCCGCCACGUACUCCGCUCCCGCCAGCCCCCGUUUAACCUAUUCGCGGCUGGGCACGCCAAUCCCCCACCCUACUUGUAUUCUGUGCAAGACGUCCAAGCCCUCGUAUGAGUUUGUCGAUCGCAGGAUCACGGCAAACUGCUGGCAUGAGCCUGCCACCUGUCUGGGCUGCAUGCAGGCCUGGAUUCAGAAUCUCGCGCAUACACAGGGCUGGGAUCGUUGUGCGUGUCCCGAGUGCGGAGAGGCGAUGAGUGCGGAGGAUGUUGGGGCUUUUGUGGAUACGGGGAGGUAUAUGCGCUGA
Molecule: messenger RNA, 1893 nt
Organism: Plenodomus lingam JN3
Lineage: Eukaryota; Fungi; Ascomycota; Dothideomycetes; Pleosporales; Leptosphaeriaceae
Source: RefSeq, a predicted model, not a curated record